This is a messenger RNA of Spodoptera litura, 891 nucleotides long. It is a transcript of the gene ATPsynB, whose product is annotated as ATP synthase subunit b, mitochondrial. Gene Ontology annotation, molecular function: proton-transporting ATP synthase activity, rotational mechanism. The record is from RefSeq and is a predicted model, not a curated record. Gene Ontology annotation, biological process: proton motive force-driven ATP synthesis. Lineage: Eukaryota; Metazoa; Arthropoda; Insecta; Lepidoptera; Noctuidae.
AUCUUCUGCAGUACAUCUCUAACGCAAAGUACAUUUUGUUCGGGGACUGUCGAAAUUCGUGAAAUAAAUUGUAAAUUAAAUUUACAAAAUGCUAUCGCGCGUAGCUUUGCGUUCAGCUGCGGCCAGACAGUCCACAGCCCUGGUCGCGCGGGGCUCCGCCACCGAUGUCUCAGGCGUCCGUGAUGAGAAGAACUUCCCCAGGCCAGUCAGAGCAGUGGAGCCUGGCAAAGUCAGGCUGGGAUUCAUCCCUGAGGAAUGGUUCCAGUUCUUCCACUCAAAGACCGGUGUGACUGGUCCAUACACCUUCGGUGUUGGUCUGACCACAUACCUGUUCAGCAAGGAGAUCUACGUAAUGGAACACGAGUAAUACACCGGUCUGUCACUGCUCAUCAUGGUUGCUGUAGCCGCUAAGAAGUUCGGACCUAGUCUAGCUGCGUGGUUGGACAAGGAAGUAGAUGCUAUUGAAAGUGACUGGAACUCAAGCCGUGUGGAGUCCAUCAAAGCUCUGGAGGAUGCCGUAGAGGCUGAGAAGAAGGCUCAGUGGCGCGCACAGGGCCAGGAGCUCCUCAUCGAAGCCAAGAAAGAGAAUGUACUGCUGCAGCUCGAGGCUGCUUACAGAGAACGUCUCAUGAACGCCUACAGCGAGGUGAAACGUCGUCUGGACUACCAGCUCGAGAAGUCCAACGUAGAACGCCGUCUCGCCCAGAGGCAGAUGGUGGACUGGAUAGUAUCCAAUGUGACCAAGGCCAUCACCCCAGACCAGGAGAAGCAGACCCUGGACCGCUGCAUCGCCGACCUCGCCGCGCUGGCCGCCAGGAAGUGAACACGCGUAGUUUAUUUAUAUAUGUAAUAUAAUAUGUGAUUAAAGUAAUAAAUCAUCGUUCGAGUUAG